Rhodamnia argentea is the source of this 2057-nucleotide messenger RNA. Its product is annotated as COBRA-like protein 7. The transcript is spliced from 3 exons. The record is from RefSeq and is a predicted model, not a curated record. Gene Ontology annotation, cellular component: membrane. Gene Ontology annotation, biological process: cellulose microfibril organization. The coding region runs from base 1 to 1950 and encodes 649 amino acids. NCBI's taxonomy places the organism in Eukaryota, Viridiplantae, Streptophyta, Magnoliopsida, Myrtales, Myrtaceae.
AUGGCCUUAGAUCACUUCAUCGUCGUCCCCGUCAUCGUCGCCUUCCUCGCCUCACUCGAUGCUUCGUCCUCGCAGAACCUAGGGCCCCCGGCCGCCGCCGGGUGCAACGGCGUAUUCCUGUCCUACAACUACUCCGGUGGUUUCCCGAUCCCUCCGAACGACACCGCCAACCAGCCGUACCGGUUCCAAUCCGCCUUGACCGUGGUCAAUAAUGGCCUCGAUGAGCUCAAGUCAUGGCAGGUGUUCGUUGGGUUUCGACAUGGUGAGAUAUUGGUCUCUGCUGACCAAGCUAUCUUAGCCGAUGGCACCUCCUUGCCCGCCAAAGUAGGGAACAAUGGGACCUUUUUGGCCGGCUUUCCGAAGACCGACCUGAAGACGGCAGUCGAGACGGCGGGAGACCUGACCCAGACAACAGUUCAGGUGCAGUUGGUCGGUACCGAGUUCGGCGUCGGGGCUCCGGGAGUUCCUUUGCCGGCUAGCCUCUAUCUCGCUAACGAUGGAUAUUCGUGUCCAAAUUAUACCAUGGAAGGUAAUACUACUAUGAACCUGUGCUGCACCAGAAAUCUAACAUCGACCUCCAACUCGACGCUCGGCAACGGCUUCCUGCCGCGUCAGGAAGGCGAUCUCAUCAUAAUGUACGAUGUGAUCAAGUCCUCGAGCACCGAUUACUGGGCGCAGGUCACGAUUUCGAACCAAAAUCCUCUCGGUCGUCUUGAUAAUUGGCAAUUGAGCUGGGAUUGGGCGAACGACGAGUUCAUUUUCGCCAUGAGAGGAGCUUAUCCAACUUUGGUCGAUACAACGGAUUGUGUCUUCGGUAAGCAGGGCCAGCACUACCAGGAUCUCGACUUCUCGUUGGCAUUGAACUGCGAAAGGCGACCCACGAUCAUGGACCUUCCGCCUUCUCGAGCGAAUGACACCAAUCUUGGGUUGGUUCCGUUCUGCUGUCGAAACGGUACCAUCCUAUCUGCAUUGACAGACCCGGACAGGUCCAAAUCGACGUUCCUAAUGCAUGUGUACAAGAUGCCGCCGGACCUGAACAGGACGGCAUUGGCCCCGCCUGUGAACUGGCAAAUCAACGGCACGAUGAGCUCGAACUACCAAUGCGGGCAGCCGGUCCCUGUCAGCCCUAGCGAAUUCCCAGACCCCACUGGGCUGGCCUCCAAGACGGUGGCGAUAUCGAGCUGGCAAGUGGUGUGCAACCUCACCAGGCCUAGAGAGAGUCCCAAGUGUUGUGUGUCCUUCUCUGCUUUUUACAAUGAUUCAGCGGUUCCUUGCAACACUUGUGCUUGCGGAUGCAACAAUGUCCCUAGCAGCACUUGCAGCACCACGGCACCGGGGCUCCUCCUGCUGCCCGAGACGCUCCUCAUCCCGUUCGAGAACCGGACCAAGCAAGCCCUGACGUGGAGCAAGAUGAACCGGUGGCCAGUGCCCGACCCUUUGCCGUGUGGGGACAAUUGCGGGGUCAGCAUCAACUGGCACUUGUUCUCGGAUUACCGAAACGGGUGGACAGCAAGGAUCAGCGUCUUCAACUGGGGCAACGAGAACUUUGCCGACUGGUCCGUGGCUGUGGAGCUCGACAAGUUGGGGGCCGGGUUCGAAGAGGCCUACUCAUUCAAUGGGACGCUUUUGGGGGACAAGAGCAACACCAUAUAUCUGAAAGGCCUCCCGAAUUUCAAUUAUCUCCUCCCGGAGAAGGACGGAUCGAACCCGAGGAAGGAUCCGCGGGUACCCGGCUCGCAGCAGUCGAUGAUCCUGUUCUCGAAGAAGAAGACGCCCGGCGUGAACCGGGUCGGCGGGGACGGAUUCCCGACGAGAGUGCUGUUCAAUGGGGAGGAAUGUGCAAUCCCAAGAACACUUCCCUCCAGCGGCCACAGGACGAGCGCAAGUGCCGGCGAAGCAGCCGUCGUUUUCAGCCUGGUGACCUUGCUAGUUCUCUCGUUCUGGCACUGAUCUGAUCACACACCCUUUUGAUUUUUGCCUGUGUUUUUUCCUUCUUUGAUGCGAGGAUUUCCACGUGGGUUUCUCUUUCUGUUCCCUAAUUAAAUUGAUUUGUUCGC